Messenger RNA from Corythoichthys intestinalis (scribbled pipefish), 1888 nucleotides. It is a transcript of the gene alg1, whose product is annotated as ALG1 chitobiosyldiphosphodolichol beta-mannosyltransferase. The transcript has 13 exons. Bases 218 to 1708 code for a protein of 496 amino acids. The record is from RefSeq and is a predicted model, not a curated record. Gene Ontology annotation, molecular function: mannosyltransferase activity. NCBI's taxonomy places the organism in Eukaryota, Metazoa, Chordata, Actinopteri, Syngnathiformes, Syngnathidae. Gene Ontology annotation, cellular component: endoplasmic reticulum.
CCACUAAAAGCACCGCGAAGGCGGCCAGCCGGAUCCUUGAAGUCCGCAUGCUGCUCAGAGGUGUAGGAGCUCGCUCCGAGGCCACUUAAACGCGUCCUCGAUGCCUGCAAGGGCGGGGCUCGCUUGUGACGUCACUAUUAGAUUAUGCGUGGGCCCUUUAAAUAUGUAGCCUGGUUUGAGUACUACCGUCUACGUCAUCACAAGUCCCAAAACAAACAUGGCGCCGUCCGGCUCCAGCCAACCCCUUCCCAUUCGGACUGUUUUUGCGUUUAUUGCGCUACUCUUGGCGGUGAUUUGGGGCGCCGGGUCAGGCGUUUGGUGGCCUCUGGUGUCGGUGACGGUCGUGGGACUCUUGGCCGCGCUGUGUUGGAAAUUGCGGCGGCGGGACGGCGACACCGAGCGACGGGUGUGUGUGCUGGUGCUCGGGGACAUCGGUCGGAGUCCCCGCAUGCAGUAUCACUCGCUUUCCCUCAGUAAACAUGGAUAUGAAGUCAUACUUGUUGGAUAUUUAGACAGCAAACCUCAUCGAGAUGUUUUGGAGGAGGACAGGAUUCACAUCGUUCCGAUUGCGGAAGUAAAAGGCAUCACGGGUGGCCCCAAAAUUUUGACGUACGUGACCAAAGUGACCGUUCAGUUUGCGCAGGUUCUUGCGGUACUUCUGUUGCUCAAACCCCAUGCUAACAUCCUCAUGCAGAAUCCUCCAGGUUUGCCACUGAUGGCGUCAGCGUGGCUGGCAUGUGUCCUCCGUGGCGCCCGCUUGCUCAUCGACUGGCACAACUAUGGCUACACCAUCAUGGCGCUAAGUCUUGGCCACGCCCACCCGCUGGUGCGCAUGGCAAAAUGUUACGAGCACAUAUUCGGACCUCUGGCGUCGCAGCACUUGUGUGUGACCAAAGCCAUGAAGGAAGAUCUGCACCAGAACUGGGGCAUCAAGGCGACCACUCUUUACGACAGACCGGCGGCCAUCUUCAGGGAGACGCCACUGGAGGCACGCCACAAACUGUUUGGGAGGCUUUCACGAGUGCUUCCCGCUUUUCGACAUCACUGUAAUGGUGACGACAACGAUGAUAAAGCCAUAGAGAAGACUGUCUUCUCAGAGCGAGAUCUCAAGAACGACACUGUGACUUUGAGGCACGAUCGCCCCGCCCUGCUCAUCAGCAGCACAAGUUGGACAGAGGACGAAGACUUCUCCAUCCUUCUGCAGGCUCUUCAAGAAUACGAAGAUUUCAUCUCAGCGGGGCAAAACCUACCGUCACUCAUCUGCGUCAUCACGGGGAAAGGUCCUCAGAAGGAGCGCUACAUGAAAACGAUUGGCAGUCUGCAUUUGGAGCAUGUGAAGAUCUGCACACCUUGGUUGGAGGCGGAAGACUAUCCUGUUUUGUUAGGUUGUGCUGAUCUCGGCGUGUGUCUGCACAAGUCCUCCAGUGGUCUGGACCUGCCAAUGAAGGUGGUGGACAUGUUUGGAUGCUGUCUGCCUGUAUGCGCGGUUCAGUUUUUGUGCCUGGAGGAGCUAGUGAAGCACGACCACAACGGUCUGAUCUUCUCCGACAGCCGGGAGUUGGCCCGACAGCUCAAGACUCUUCUAUCAGACUUUCCCAGCAGUGACAGCAAACUGGCCACGUUCAGGAGGAACCUUCGCGCCAGCAGGGAGCAGCGCUGGGAUGACAACUGGGACCAACAUGUCCUCCCGCUCUUUAACUCUUAUUGAACAUUCCCAAUGAACGGACACUUUUGUAAAUAUUAAAAUAAACUUUAUUGAGACGCAAACAAUUGAACAAGCUCUAUUUCACAUUGUCUGUUGUACUCAAAGACAUGAUUGAUGGCUCCGCGCAUCACUUGAUGGCCAAUCCCGGCGUCACCUGUCAAUCAUAUAAAAUCAGACUCCGCC